Messenger RNA from Gregarina niphandrodes, 924 nucleotides. RefSeq lists its product as hypothetical. Bases 1 to 924 code for a protein of 307 amino acids. The record is from RefSeq and is a predicted model, not a curated record. The transcript has a single exon. Lineage: Eukaryota; Apicomplexa; Conoidasida; Eugregarinorida; Gregarinidae.
AUGCGCUGUCUGCCGGCAGCUCUGCUGGGCAGCUUCCCGUGGGCCUGCAGCCAGAGCGCGGACCUCUAUAACCAGUCUGCCUCUUUCCAGGGUGGUCAGUCUACGCCCAUUCAGGUCCUCUCAGCUGAAAAACAGGCCGAAGACCUCACCAAAAACCUUGUCGGAGAUCUGGUUGGAGACCAAGUCGAUGGCCAGGUCCGUGGCCAGGUCCCUUCAGACGAUCCGUGGGGCCAGCGAUUCGUCUACAGGGACUUCAUAGAGUGGCCUAUAUUCCGGCGCGAGGCGGUGCACCUCGGUGACUCUGAAAAGAUUCCCUCUAAAGAGUCCGCCAGCGCGACGGCUGACCUGUCGUUGGAGGAGGAGGCCAAUGCCGUGGAACCGAGUGGGGACGCUCAGCGGGUUGACACGGGGCUGUUAGGUGAUUGGACCACAGUGGAGAUUAACCUCAAGGACAUUCGUUCUAUAAAAAGAGGGCUGCACGAAUUACUUGACUCACUCCAGGACGUGACGGAAAAAUUUCUGCUGGGUAUGAACGGGCCUAUCAGACAGCUGAACAGCAACUUGGAGCAACUGGGACUGGCUUCUUCGCUGCCCCCUCGACUGACUGUAGACCUCGGCCGAGGCUCGAGGACGAUUUUCAACGGGGCUGGUCUGCUCAGCAACACCGGCACCUUCAACGGCCCCGUCUUCAACGGCUUCGUCAAAAUACCAGAGCCUUACGCAUCCCGAACAUGGUUCUCAUUAGCCAUCGACAGUCCCCUCAUGGGCCCCCUCAAUCCAGCAACCUGGACAAUGGAGCAGUGGCACCACAUGCUUGGACAACAAGUGGUUGACCUUACCCGCCCGACUGUUGUUGAACUGCCCCACAUACUUAGACUAUAUCCGUUGGGCUUCAGAGCCCCCCCAAUAGAACUACUAACUUAA